Ooceraea biroi (clonal raider ant) is the source of this 2649-nucleotide messenger RNA. Its product is annotated as activating signal cointegrator 1 complex subunit 2. Gene Ontology annotation, molecular function: ubiquitin binding. Lineage: Eukaryota; Metazoa; Arthropoda; Insecta; Hymenoptera; Formicidae. The record is from RefSeq and is a predicted model, not a curated record. Gene Ontology annotation, biological process: regulation of DNA-templated transcription.
AUAUAUAUAUGAAUCAGAAUGAAUAAAACAGGGAAUGCCCGGCUUUUUACAUUUAUCACAUUUUAUUUUCUAAGGUUACCUGACAAUCUAGCGUGAAAUCGUGGCAUUGUGUCCCAAUUCAGGACGGUCAUUUCUAAGAUAUCAAAUGAAAGAAAACAAACAGCAAGAAGACGACCUAAUAUACGCUUUACAUUGUUUUUAUCUAGAAUUUGUUUUUAUCAGAGAUCUGUCGAGAUUCUUUUGAUCCGCGGAUUUCACAUGUCAAAGUGACGUUCGAUAGUAAAUUGUUUCUGCCGAAGAAUGUAUUGCGUGAGAUCAUGAAAUUCUACGAGAAUCCCGAUUGUGUGCCUUUGGAGGAGCUGCAGUUAAAUAUCAAGAAUGAUGGAGUGGUUAUGGUGAUACGUGCACUUAAUGCAAAGUGGGCAGACAAGCGCAUCUUAGUACGUUACGAAGCACCAGAGAUAUACAAGAGCGAUGGGUCGGAAAUUGAGGGUGCUCGAGAACGUUGGUUGGAGAUUGCCGGCUAUAUCAUUGAAGAUCUAAGCUGGCUACUUGAGCUUCCAUUUUAUCGAUUCUGGUCCAACGUUGUAUACAAUACUUCUAUCAUAGAUACGCUCGUAUCUUUUUUACAAGAGGCCCCACCUUUCUAUGCGCUAGAGAGUUUUCCUAAUAUUCCAGAGAUGCUUAAAGUAUUAGAAGAUCUGUGUCGUAACGUGCUUAUGGUCUUUGCUCGUCUCGUCACGAACAAAGAAAGCUCAACGGAAUACAUGAGCUUACCAUUUUUUGGCAGUUUAUUGUACGAUAAUUAUAUAUUCACAAUACCUAUCAUAUUUGAUUUGUGCCAGCUAUACGGUAGAGAAAAUGCCAAAGUUACAAAGAAAGUUGUACAUAACAUAUUUAGUGCACAGUCGAUGUACAAUGAUGAUCUGAAAAAAUCUGUACCAUGUCUUAUAAAGGCCCUUGAAAAUGUCGAACGACGAUUUGGUGGCUGUUUGAACGAUGCAUCCGAGGCAGUAGCGCUUCCAGAGAGAAGUGACGGUUUCGUCGAAAUGACGUUAUGUAACUUAGAAGACCUGAUACUUUAUACUUUAGAUGUAUCAUCGACUCUCGCUGUAUUAUUAAGGUGCUACUCUCCAGUGGUCGCUACAUUUCACAGGGAUGACUUCAUGAACAAAAUAAUUUCAUUUUAUGGAAGUACAAUACCAGAAAUGUACAAGAAAUUAGAUAAGUUAGCAUAUAAUGAUGAUAGCAUGCCAAAGUACAUGGAAUUGAAGCACCGUCUGGACGUAACCAGAGUAGAACUGUUGAAUCUUUAUCGAAUUAUUGUAUAUGAGCCUAUAUUAAAUAUUCAGGAAAAGAUAAACACAAUAACAGAGAGUGAGAUCAGAGAGUACAUAGACGCGUAUUUAGAUUUACUGAUGAACGCUAUAUCGGAAAAGGAAUUUAUUAUGGAUUAUCAUCAAUUUUACCCGAUUAACUGUGAUCUCGAAACUAUAUCUAAACUUUAUCCCGAAAUUGAUACCAUAAAACGCGAAUACAUCCUGCAAUUGCUGUCAACGUCAAUUGGGAACGACAAGAUAUCGACUAGUGCAUUUUACAAUAACGUAAAUGAGUUUGUUGCUGGAUCUAGCGGCAUGCAAAAUAAUCAACAAGAACAUUCCAGUGACGCGAAUUGCACGAACAAUAAGGUGAAAUCUGCUUCAACCAAUUCUAAUGAAGUAAUGUCUCUCAUUUCUCAAGUAAAAGAAAUUUUAUGCGAUUAUGGAGAAGGUUUCAUACAGCAAUGUCUAACUUACUAUAACAAUGAUGUUGCAUCUGUAAUAGAUGCUGUUAUAGAGAACAAGUUACCACCUGAGCUAAAAGAAAUUGAUAGAACGUUACCGUACAUACCACCGGAUACAAUGGAACAGUCAGCUGCUACGGAUUUGGCUGUUAGUGAUGCAAUGUCAGUUUUUAAUAAUGAAUUUGAUAUACCAACACUUGAUGAUACGAGGAUCUAUAGAAGGAAAAAAAAAAAUAAGUACGGAAAUGCAAAUGAAAUAUUGAACGAUAAAUCUGAAAUUAAUGAAUCCCGGAGUAUUUAUGACAAGUACAGUAUUAUUGAUGAUUACGAUGAUGAAUACGACGACACGUACGACAGCCAUAACAUUGGUGGUAAUGCCCAGGACGAUUCUACGGAAGUAGGUGUUCGGCCUUUCACCAUUCCACGGAUCCUUCGUGCGAACGAUAAGAAUAAUACUAGCUCCGAGGAUGACGUCGAGGUUGAGGAGGAAAAACCAGUCCAAAAUAAUGACCAUUUCAUACAAAAUCCGGCAGAAUUGCGUGCAAAGGCCGAACAGCGAAGGCAGUCGACGAGGAGAAACGGAAACACGCCUGACGUAGUUGGAAAAACCAGAGGUAAAGGACAGGACAAAAGUGUCCUGACCAACCGGCACAAGAAGAACGUGCACAAAGAUACGCACGGCAAUCACAAUCGCCGUAUGGGCUCACAGAUAAAAAAGAGGCAGGGCAUGAUACCGUCUUAGGGUCCGCACUUUUUCACGAACGCGGAAAUUCCGUAGUGUACAUACAUACCGUGAUGUAUUAUAAGCCUACAGUUUAUUGUUUAAUAAUUGUCCCACUUCGCAAAUAAAAGAGGCACUCGCGCAA